UCUCUCUCUCUCCCCUCAAAAAAUAAUUGGGGGGGGAAGAGAGAGAGAGCAAGUAAAUAACUACUCAUAAAGUGUGUAAUAAUGGAAAUUGGGGAAGAGUUGGAGCAUGAGGACGAGCUAUCUUGUCAUCAUCGUGUGAUGUUAAAGGGAAACGAAUUGCUUGAAAAGAGAGAGAGAGAGAGGACUUUUUAUUGUAUACAUCCGCGGUUUGGAUGCGAGGGGAUUUAAACUGAUAAUUAAAGUAAAAGGCAGCCGCGCCCCGGCUCCUAACACCAGGCGGCCGGGAGGAAGCCUUUGUUGGUUGAGCGGAGUGGUUUUUUUUUUCACCUCCGCCCUCCUCCCUCCAGUGGGGGGGGUGGGGUGUUUUUGUUGAGGGAGUGAGUGUGGGGGAGGGGGCGGUAGAAGCUGCGGGAUUAUUUUGCCAGUCGCUGCGGGAGCCGCUGUCAGCCCGCCGGCCGACGCCAGCCGCCAUGUUGGAUUCUAAUGUUAAUUUUCUAGAAAUUGCCCCUCAAAUUUGGACAGAGGUUCCCGGCUCGUCCUGAGGAGAGAAGCGAAGUUUAUUUUUCGACCCCUCUUUUUUUUUUAAAACAAGAAAACGACGAAAGGGAGAGGAAGUUUGUGAUUUUUAAUUUUUUUUUAAAAAAACGACUCGCUCGGAUGUUUGUGUGUUGGUCUUGGCCCCGUCUGGUCGCAGAAAGCAGCUAAAUUGGGAGAGAUCAGAAUUUAUUCAGAAGAGAGGCUGCCUUGUUCUGAUGUAGACUAAAUGCAACAGUUUCAAGACGUCUGUGGGCAUGAAGUGGUUGGGAGAAACCAGGAAUAUGUUUGUAAAUGGCAGCAGGAAAAAUGCUGGAAGGUUGUCCCAUGAACAUCAGAGUCAAACCAAACUACAGCACUCUGGAAAGGGAAAUUCAAGGGCCAACACAAGAAUCGCACUUGGAAAACGUAGCACUCGCAUGAUGGGUUUUGAGGGUCAUGGCUCUCGAUACGUACCUUCCACUGGAAUGACAGCCAAAGAGCUGUGUGAAAAUGAUGACCUAGCAACAAGCUUAGUCCUUGAUCCUUACCUGGGUUUCCAGACACACAAAAUGAACACCAGGUAUGUCAGAUUUCGACCCAUAAAAGGAAGACAGGAAGACCUCAAAGAAGUAAUAGAAGAUUUCAAGAAGAAGGAGAAUUUGGAAAAAGCCUUCAAAGCAUUAACUACUGGAGAAUGGGCACGACACUAUUUCCUCAACAAAAAUAAAAGUCAAGAAAAGUUAUUUAAGGAGCAUGUUUUCAUUUAUCUGAGAAUGUUUGCAGCGGAAAGUGGAUUUGAACUUUUGCCUUGUAAUCGUUAUUCAUCGGAGAAAAAUGGAGCCAAGAUAGUUGCAACCAGGGAAUGGAAGAAGAAUGACAAGAUUGAGUUGUUGGUUGGCUGCAUUGCAGAGCUGUCAGAGAUGGAAGAAAACCUGCUUCUUCGACAUGGAGAAAAUGAUUUUAGUGUUAUGUUUUCUACAAGGAAGAACUGUGCACAGCUUUGGCUUGGACCUGCUGCGUUUAUUAACCAUGACUGCAGGCCAAACUGUAAGUUUGUAUCAACUGGUCGGGAUACAGCUUGUGUGAAAGCAUUGAGAGAUAUUGAACCAGGGGAAGAAAUUUCCUGUUACUACGGAGAUGGUUUCUUUGGGGAAAAUAAUGAAUUCUGUGAAUGUUAUACUUGUGAAAGGCGUGGGCAGGGUGCAUUUCGGUCAAAACCUGGACUCCCUGAUCCUGUGCCAGUUAUAAAUAGCAAGUAUGGACUUCGCGAAACAGACAAGCGUUUGAACAGAUUGAAAAAGUUGGGUGAUAAUGGAAAGAAUUCUGAUAACCAGUCUGUGAGCUCAAACACUGAUGCAGAAAUUACUCAGGAAAAAGCUGCAACUAGAAAAUCUAUGAAUUUGAAAAAGGAUAGCAAAAGCAGGACAAGGCAAAAUCUACCCAGAACAUCAACUGCCUCUGGCUCUACCUCAUCCUCUUCAAAAAUAUGUUCUGUAGGUAAUUCCAAGGUACCAAAGAAACUGAAAACCUCCAGGCCGGUUAGGUCAUUGGCCUCAAAAUCGAGGUUAAGAAGUGAAUCUAGAAGGUCAGAACAAAAGACCACUUUUAGAAAUCUUGAAAUGGACAAUUUCGUUCUCAAGGAACCUAAAGUAGUUCUUUAUAAGAAUUUGCCACUUGAAAAGGACAAAGAUUUGGAGGGGCCAGCAAAAGUUGAAAGUUCGGGUAAGUGUCUGACCAGGCAUUCUGUUCGAGAAAAUAAAGUGAAUUCUGUAAAAGAAUUGCAUAAACUUUCCCGCAUCCGAAACGGAGCAGUACCUUGUACUUACAUGACCCGUCGGGCAAAAAGAACAAAACUUGCCCUUAAGGAGUCCUUUGAUGUUGUUUCUUCAUUGGAGCUUGAACCAAAUACUGUGGACAGUGUAAAUCUUUGCGGAGAAGAAAGUGAACAUAUUGACUCCAUUCAACGUGUCUGUGAUGGUGCUCAUGUAAAUACAUUGAUCCAAGAAUCAUUAUCUGAUAAAGGGACGAAUUGUCAAAAUAAUGGCAUAUGUUUGAGCAGAAGGAGGUUACAACAUGGAAAACGAGAAAAAAUUCCUGCACAAUUAGAUGAAUGUGAGCACGUGCUAUCUUGUUCUGUAAAACAGAAUAUAAAGGAGGAAUCUAUGCCAGAAUUAAUAAGUCCUCCCCCAAUUCGCAAUCUUAAUGGGAAUGAUAAAGUUAAUUUAGUGGAUAUGACUGGUGUAUACAGAGACUAUAUUGGUUCAUCAAAUUGUGGCACUUCAGACUCUUUUAUGGUUUCUCACAAAACAAAAAGUUCAGAAUCUCAUAAAAUGAAAGAUUCCAGGACAACAGGUGAAAGAAAUAGAAAAAAACGGCGAAUCACAAGAUAUGAUGCACAAUUGAUACUUGAAAACAGUACUGGGAUUCCCAAAUUGACUUUGCGCAGAAGACGUGACAGCAGUAGUAGUAAAACUAAUGACCAAGAAAUGGAUGGAAAGAAAUCCAAGAUUAGUAUCAAACUGAGCAAAGACCAUGAAAAUGACAAAAGUAACAAUUAUGUAGCAAAGCUCAGUAAUGGGUUUACCACAGGCUCAGGAAAUAGUUCUACAAAACUCAAAAUACAGCUGAAACGGGAGGAACAGAUUAAAGGAAUUAAGCGAUCACACUCCCUCAUGGAAGAUCUCUGUGAUAGUGGUGUGUGUUGUGAUGAUUCUGUUUUUGUGAGGGCUAAUGGAGAAGUGGAUGAACACAGACAACGCAGAUAUGAGGACGAUGAUGAGGAAGAUGAUUCAUCAUCUUCUUCUUCCUCAUCAUCGUCCUCCUCUUCCUCGUCAUCUGAGGAGGAUUAUGAUGAUGAAUUUGAAGAUGAUUUUAUUCCACUUCCUCAGGCAAAAAGACUAAGACUGAUAGUUGGUAAAGACUCCAUAGAUAUCGAUAUCUCUUCAAGGAGAAGAGAAGAUCAGUCUUUAAGGCUUAAUGCAUAAAUCUUUUGGUUCUAUACUAACCAUAGUGUACAGUACUUUCCAAUCAAUUCCAAGUUUGAAUGAACUUACUGUAAAUUUUGAUGGCACUUCUGUAUUCAUUAUCAACAUAAAUAUUGUAGAAUAUUGUACAUUAUAUUGACUCUUGAUUUUUUGCAGAUUUUUAUUGUACUAUUAAUAGCCUUACCAUGUGCAAUUCUGAGUUUUGGAGGGUGAUGACUCUCUGUGGUAGAAUUAAGGUAUAAAACAGAAUUGUUGUACAUAAAGACCAGGUUUUCUUUUCAUUUUUUUUCUCCUCUUGAGCCUCAAUAUUUUGAAACACAAUUAUGGUGGAUAUUUUAAUUUUUUUAAACUGAGCGUUAAUUUGCUCUCCAGUAUGAAUGAAGGUUAAAGAAUACAAGAAUUGAUAGUGGCAGCAAGUACAAACAAUGGAUUUAUACUAGCUGUUCUUAUCACCAGCAAGGAAUUGCAGCUUUUAGGCUCGUUUGCUAGGUGUUUUUCCCCAGGUUAUGUCAGUUUUACACUGUAUGCUGUCCCAGAUGUACUGUUUGUGGCCUUUGUCAGUAGCCAGCUAUUGUUUGGAAGUUUAAAUAAAUGGAGUUGUUUAAAUAAAAUAAGUGUGAGCUAUUUGCUGACCUUGUAAAACAGAA
Molecule: messenger RNA, 4147 nt
Organism: Chiloscyllium plagiosum (whitespotted bambooshark)
Lineage: Eukaryota; Metazoa; Chordata; Chondrichthyes; Orectolobiformes; Hemiscylliidae
Gene: kmt5b
Product: lysine methyltransferase 5B
Cellular component (GO): nucleus
Molecular function (GO): histone H4K20 methyltransferase activity; protein binding
Source: RefSeq, a predicted model, not a curated record